Molecule: messenger RNA, 6664 nt
Organism: Hemibagrus wyckioides
Lineage: Eukaryota; Metazoa; Chordata; Actinopteri; Siluriformes; Bagridae
Gene: map4l
Product: microtubule associated protein 4 like
Exons: 14
Coding region: 165-2753 (862 amino acids)
Biological process (GO): neuron projection development; microtubule cytoskeleton organization
Cellular component (GO): neuron projection
Molecular function (GO): microtubule binding
Source: RefSeq, a predicted model, not a curated record
GAUGAACCCUGGAAGGGGCGGGGUCUGUGUGUUUGUGUGUGUAUGUGGUGUGUGUGUGUGUGUGUGUUUCUGCGGUCAUACGGAUUGAACGCGGAGGUGCACCUGACCGUGAACGGAGACAAGAGCAUCAUUCCAGUUUUACACUUCAGCGCCUGACCAAGACAAUGGACUUUAAAGGUGAUAUUCAUUCAAACGGAGCUCCCAAAUCUGGCCAAGAUAAUCUUUUAAAGAAAGAUACUAUGGCUACCCCAGAGGCAAGAAGUUUUGACAUAAAAGUUGGUAACCCCAUGGAUAAACUUGAUGCGAAAAAAGAAGACCCCAGCUUCAUUUCUGGAUUGUCUGUAGGGCAGAUUGGGAGUCAGUGCCAAGGUUCUCUGGGAGAAAAGGGCUUUGGUCAGAUCUCUAACACUGACAUGUUUGGUUUCCCCCAGCAAGGAAUGAAUACAACUGCUAAUAUGAAUGUGGGUCUGGCCCCCAUUCAGUCCACUAAACCUCCCACCAUGGCUGAAUCUCAGAAGACAUCUAUCUUACAUGCUAAUGAACCACCAAAACCUUUCCUGGCCCCCAGUAAACCAUCUGAUACAAGCACUCACAAUAUCUUGGACAAACCUGCAGAGUUAUGCUCCUGGACAGGUCAGGCCAUGCACACCCAUUCUCCCAGCCAGGCAGAGCAGAGUCCCUCAGAACUUUUGGGUUACCAAGGGGGUCUACAUAAAGAUGCCACAUCAGAUGAAGGGUCUAAUGAGGCUAUACAGCAGAAGAGGAAAAAAUGUGAAACUAGUGAAGAGGCAUGUGGUCUCCUGGAAAGCCUCAGAUCUCCUGAGAAAACCCAAUCAAAAAGCUCUAACCAAGAAGACGAUGGUGAUGGCGAGACCUGGAAGAGCGAAAUUCGAGAGUGGGGUGGUGGACGGAUCCAGGCAAAGAAAAGUAAGAGCAGAAUGAAGCUCCCUGAGGAGUGGGCCAAUUUACCAAAUACAGGUAGCCCCUCUCUUCCUCCUGACCCAAAUACCGCAAUGGACAUAGACAAGGAAAUGCUUGAUCCUGAUACCCAUGAGGCCAAAGACCCACCUAGUACUUUGGUUGAACAAGAGAGUUCACUACCUUCUUUUUCAACUAUGCAUCAGUCGGCUAUCCCGGCAACAAUAAGUCAGGCGAAUACCAUAUUACUGUCUAACAGCCCUGACCUAUCCAAAAGCAAUCAAGUCUUGACCCCAAAUCUUACAUCUGGCCAUGAAACUACUGCACAUACCAUCUCUAGCCCACAUGCAGACACCAAAACCUUCCAGAACAAUUCAUCUGUAAGUGAUCCUUCCUCAUCUGGCCCUUCCAGCACUGUAGUAAGCCAAAAUUCUGCAGAUCCUGCUUCCCUCACUUCUCAAACAAAGCAUCAGGAUCCACCACUGGCAAAGUCCCACCAAGUGAAAGAAGAAACAAUUGCCAAAGAAAAGACAGAGAAAAUUGAUGCUUCACCUAAGACUGAUAUUUUGGACACGCUUGUAAAAGCAGACAAGCCUGAAAACACAGAGAAGAUGGACAACCAGAAAGUGGACAAUAGGCAGGCAGAGAAACAGGACUCUCAAACUGAGAAAAAUGGAAAAGUUGAGAAAGUGGGUAAUGUUGAAGAGACAAAAAAGGAAGUAAAGGAGGAGAAGAAGAAUGGCAGUGAAAAAGUGGAUAAGACAGUCAAGAAUGAGAAGAAUGUGAAGGCUGCCAAAGAGACCAGCAAACCCACUGCAGCCAAUGGAACUAAAGAUUUGAUCAGUCCUGAUAAGGUUAAGUCAAAUAAACAAAACUCUGCAAAACCAAGCUCACAUUCCACUGGAGAAAAUGCUGGUGCCCUCAACUCCAGUUCAACAAAUAAAAAAGGCCCUGCGGCCAAGAAAACAUCUCCAACUGGCACCAAGAAGCCUCCUGGCAUCACUUCUUCCCAUGAUGCAAAGACCUCGGAAAACAGCACUCCAACCCAGAGGAAGCCUCCAGUUCCAAAGUUUAAUGGGGCAUCAGCUCCAAAAGGCUCUUCUGGCACCAAGACCAGCAGCUCCUCAGCUAAACCCCUAAAGAAGACUCCUGCAAAUGCAGCCAGUACACCAGCUACUGAUGGGACUUCAGCCCCUCGGCCCUCCCGUAUCACCAAACCUCCUGUGCCCAAGCAGGUACCCCUGCCAAAGAAACCCCCAGUGCCACGAGCACCACGCAGUGCACGAGUUCCUAACACAUCUCUGCCGGAUCUAAAGAAUGUGUCCUCAAAGAUUGGCUCCACAGAUAACAUGAAGUACCAGCCUGGUGGAGGCAAGGUUCAAAUUGUUCACAAAAAACUGGACUUCAGCCACAUCACCUCUCGCUGUGGCUCCAAGGACAACAUCAAGCAUGUCCCUGGAGGAGGAAACGUUCAGAUUCUGACUAAAAAAGUCGAUUUAAGCAAAGUGACCUCAAAAUGUGGCUCCAAGGACAACAUUAACCACAAGCCAGGUGGUGGUAAUACAAAGCUUGAGUCUCAGAAAAGCAAGUCCAAAACAGGAUCAAUGGACAGUGUGGGACAAGAGCCAGGAGGUGACCACGCUGAGGUGGUAGGGGUUCAACAGAAAUCUGAAGGAAGCCCCCCUGCUCCUGCAAACCCACCCAUUCAGACCAAUGGAGAGAUGAAGGAGAAGGGUGUAAAUGAGAGCUCUCCUGUACCCCCACCUGCACCCUCUGAAGGACAGGGAGUCUGGAAUUCUCAAAGUCAAGCCAAACACAUCCCUGCCAUCAACUGAAUCCCACAGGCUGAGCUUCCAAGAGGAGCUUAAACAAAACCGUGGCACCAGUAUCAUCUCCUGGUCCCUUCCUGAGUGGCAGCCACCUUUCACCCACAAUGCAUUUGCAGUGUUUCUCUGAGGUCCAGUCUCCUCCCUCUCAACCUAGCCUGUUGCACAUAGUAGCUAGGGAAUGGGCUUGAAACCAGCACACUAGCAGAACAAAAGCCGAACCUUUUAACAUAUCGCCUUUAUAUCGCCGUUAUGUCACACCAUUAUCAACUACUUCUCUCUUUUUUGAUCAUCUUCUUUGUUUCUUCAGAUACACACAGAUUGGAUCUCAAUUCAAGGCUUCGGCAGGGUUUCAGAGCCAGCUUGGUUUCAGUGUGCAGUGCUGAGCGGAAGCCACAUUAGCCUCAUACUGCUAACUAUAUAGAAGCAUGCACUUAUUCGUUCCUUGCCAUUUCACAAGUGAAGUACAAGGGUCAAAAUAAUCAAUAAUAAUUACGGCAUCCAGAGGAGGAAUCGUAAAAUAAGAAUGAUGCCUUGCCCAAAAAGUCAAUUAACAAAAAAAAUAUAUAUAUAUGGCAGAAAUAUAUAAAAUGAUAUAUGAAUAUAAAUCUACCAGACUAAAAUUAGAAUAUAUAAACAGCCUAGGUUUACAGUGAGCCAGUAUGAUUUUAAGGUUGCCCAUUGCCCAAUGGAAAUUCCCAUUCAGACACUAAGGAGCCUGUAUUGUACCUGUGUAAGUUUGCCAGACCAAAUGUUUAUCCCAUCCAAAAUGAGGAAAUCACACCACUCAACUGUUGGACCAGUGAGACAGUUGCAAUUUUACUGUAAUGUGUUUGCAUAGAUUAUUUUAAUAGCUGUCAAACCAUUAUUUUAGGCCAACAUUUGUGGAAAAGUAGUAUGCAGGAUCUCUAAACACAAGGACAAAUACCUUUCGAACAUGAACAUAUUUACUGUAGUGCAAUUCCCUUGAAGAGAAAGAUCACACAGGGUGGCAACUGAAACCUGAGCUGAGGCACGACAUUAUCAAACAAAGGGAAAUACUUUAAUAGCGCAAAAUGAGAAUACACAAUCAUUACUUCCUCUGUUGUGGUCAGAGAUCUACCUUAAUUUAAGUGCAAAAUCUGACCAACGGUGCACAGGGAAUAUUUGAAUAUAUUUCAUUUUAAUAUCAAAAGCCCAACAUUUAUUUUACACAGUGUAGUUAUAAGGUAAAGACAUGAACUAGUGAACUCUUCAAUGAAAGCCUUUUUUAAAAUUGGACACAAUAUGUUAAGAAGCACAAUAUAGAGUUAACUGACAUUUGGGAGAAAGACCAUGCCUGACACGUUACCAUAAUCCUUGUAACUUCCCCUUGGUGACAAUACUUCCACACCAACCACCUCCCUGUCUCCUCCCUACUUUUUAGAAACCCCUACCCAACAGUGGGCCUGGCUGUCUAGAGCAAAGCAGAAUCACAAGUUCUCACAGUUCUCCCCACUUUCACACUCAAUCUCCAUGUCACUUAGUUGAGGGCGUGGUCUGCACUCACAAAAUUUAACAUGUGAUUAUAAAAAUCUCUGUCUUCAAAGUGCGUAGUAUACUUUAUCCGGAUACAGUGUAAACAUCUAACAAAAUUAAUCAGGCAAGUUCAUGUGAAUUCUACUUGAAUGUUUAGGCUUUGCACAGAGGAUUCACUAAGAUAUGUGUAUUAUCUAAUGUUUGUGUCUGAAAGCCUGUGGAUAUAAUCAGCAACAUUAAUAUUCAGUACUAUGUGUACAUGCCUUUGUGCCUAGUGUGUGUGAACAGUGUGUGAACAGUGUGCAAUGGUCACAUGUAUUCAUGCAUGCAGCCAUGCUGUCUUACUUUAUGAAUGAUCUCAUGCAUAAUGCCUAGUCAAAGACACCUCAACAACACAUACACAAAAAUCAGUUCGUAUAUAGUUCUACUGGCUGGUAAAAAAUAAAAAUAAAAUGAAAAAAAAUAUUAUUAUUUACCAUUUAUGUACACUAUACAGCAUUUUGGUAUUUACAGAAGAGAAUAGUUGUGCAAUUUUUCUGUUGUUGGGGUGACAAGUUAAAGGAUUGCAUUACCACUAGAAGGCUGCAGAAGGCGCAAGGCAGUGUAUUGUACUGGAUAUGUUUAUUAGAUACGACAAGACAAUCCAUUUUCUGGUAUUUUGUAGUGUGUUUUGUAGAUCAGCAUGCUUAGCAAACGUAAAUAGCAAUAAUUCGUGUGCAUCAGAUGAACAUUCAUCUCAAUUUUUCUUUAAUAUGCUACAUUCAGAACAGAAAAACAAACCCCCAUAUAUUUAAAAUAAGAUCAUUUAUGCAGCUAAAACCCUGCAAGACAAAAUUCAACACAUGUACUAGAAUAACAUACAUCCUGCUCCUGCUCUAUUCGUGAAGCACUAUUCUAUCAUACUUGAUGUCACAUUAGUUUGUAGACAGUUUCAUGUUACUAAUGCUCUUCUUAUUCAGUCCUGAAAGCACAACAGAACAGAGCAAGGCACAGUAUUACGACAAGUGACGAGUUAAACAUUAUUUCAUAAAUAUUCUGUGUAAACUUUGAUCAAGUUGUAUUUGAAUCUGUUACAAAAACUUGAGCUUUGCUUUAGUUUAAGAAAUCAGGCAUGAUCAUGAUCUGUGUAAAUGUUUGAUGCAUUUUGAGAUAUUUCCUGUCCGUUUAUUAGCUCCUCUUUAAAUGAUUGGGUGUAAUUUAUUUAGCUGUACCUAUUUUGCCGUUUUACCAACAAUAACCGAACAAACCCACAAAUUCCCAUUGUGAUUGAGGUCAGACGCAGAUGUAUCCUAAAGCAGUCAGUUUGUGACAUGAAGCCCAUAAUUGGGAUCCUGUUUUCAAAUAUAUUCAUCCAUGUGCACCACUUAUUCAUACUAUCCCAUGCUAUUGGUAAUUGAGAUCAAAUAUUUCCACAAUCCAAGAGUAAUGAUGUUCAUUUGUGGCAGGUGAUUCAGACAAAUAGGAUAUUGCUAUAAGGACCAAACGUUUUUUUUUUUAAGUAUAGCACAGCACCGAGUUCUAGUUUAUCCACCCCCCAGCCUUUGGACAGCAAACUUCCUUUGUAAUUUAUUGUUUUGUGUUCCAAGUUAUGCAUGCUGGGGUUUCUUUUGUUGAAUGAAUUGUGUUGUGUUUAGUAAACGCUAAUUUCAGUGUUUUAACCGGGAUGUCAGAAGAAUAUUUCCUAACAUCUUGCGCGUGAAGCAGAAUGUGCCGUAGGCCUACAGAUUGUUGUCUGAUUGUUUAAAAUACAUUUGUGUGGAGGUGAGGUGCAGUUCUGAAAUGGAUAACCUUAAACAUUAUACAGCAAUAAUAAUAAUAAUAAUAAUAAUAAUAAUAAUAAUAAUAAUAAUAAUAAUCAUAAUACACAAUUUUCAUCCCAUCUUGGAAUGUAAUUAAAUUAAAAGACGGACAGACUUAUACAUGCAUGAUCAGGGUUACAGCCUAUUCUCUUUUAAUAUCCACUCACCUGUUUAAUGGGAAAUAAAUUAGGACUCAUGACAGGCAGAUGUGUCCUUGAGUGUCCUUUAGGAAGCCGAUGGAGAAAUAUAGAGUAAAACUCAUCGUUAAGCCCAACAAAUGUGGUUGCCAUUACCUAAUGCUUCUGAUACAUACAGUUUAAAGGCAUCGGUCAGUGUUGUCUGUGAUAUAAAACCAUAGUCUCACAGUGGUUGAAGUAAAAAAAACAGUGGCAUUAGGCAGCUCCAGUAUGUGUAUGGGCUCAGUGUGUUUACUCACUAGUUAACUCUCAAUUUAGAAUGGACUUUAGACAUCAGUCUUGUGGUGGAUGUAUUGAUUAUUGAUUUGCCUAUUAACUGUGUACUCUUUGUUGUGAUUGUCAACUAUUGAUGUGAAAGGUAAUCAUUAAAAAUGGCUAGCUAAAAAGUGUCCAUUUAACUGUGUAUGGUGUCAACAUUCACACUACU